Lates calcarifer (barramundi perch) is the source of this 1832-nucleotide messenger RNA. It is a transcript of the gene slc25a43, whose product is annotated as solute carrier family 25 member 43. Gene Ontology annotation, molecular function: ATP:ADP antiporter activity. Bases 191 to 1225 code for a protein of 344 amino acids. Gene Ontology annotation, cellular component: mitochondrial inner membrane. The record is from RefSeq and is a predicted model, not a curated record. Lineage: Eukaryota; Metazoa; Chordata; Actinopteri; Centropomidae. The transcript is spliced from 5 exons. Gene Ontology annotation, biological process: mitochondrial ATP transmembrane transport; mitochondrial ADP transmembrane transport.
GACGUCCCUUCACCUCCGGCAGUCAGUGUCACGUUACCCCGGCUGGUCAGGACAGGAGACGGAUACCUCCUCGCUCUCUAUAUUUAGAUGUCUAACCUGUACAAACAAACAAACAAAGCGUUUCCUGUCCCUCGGUGAAAACGGGAAUAAUCGCAGGAACCGAACAGCUCAGAGUUCAGGCCAAACAGUGAUGGCCUCAGUUAAAAAGGACAACAGACUGACCAGCUCUCAAAGCUUCAUGUGCGUCGGUUUCGCUGGGUUUUUCAGUAAAACCGUCACGUCGCCUCUGGAGGUGGUAAAGAUUAAAAGUCAGGUGGGCACUUUUCACUGUAAGAGGGGUUUCUGUCAAAGUUUUCUCCUCAUCUACCAGCAUGAAGGACUUCGGGGGUUUUGGAAAGGAAACCUCGCCUCUUGUCUCCGGUUAUUCCCCUACACCGCAGUCCAUCUUUCAGCGUACAAAAAGAUAGUCCACCUUCACAUGGAUCAAGUGGGCUUCAUCCCUCAGUGGAGAGCCAUAUUUGCUGGUGGACUGGCUGGUGUUGCUGCUGCCCUGGUCACGUACCCACUGGAGGUGGUGGAGACCAGACUCAUCGCUCAGAACUGCAGACAGCCCAUGUACAUCGGUGUCGUUCACACUCUAUCAAAGAUCUACAGGAGUGAAGGGCUUCUCGCUCUCUACAGGGGCUUUUCCCUCACUGUUCUGGGUGCAUUUCCCUUUUCUAUCGGCUGCUGUGCAGUCUACAUGAACUUAGACAAGCUCUGGCAGGAGCCUCCUUUUCGCUUCACUCCCCUCCAGAACUUCAUCAGUGGCUGUCUUGCAGCAGGAGUGUCUCAAGCCCUCUCAUACCCUUUUGAAACUGUAAAAAGGAAGAUGCAGGCGCAGAGUGCACGUCUUCCCCAUUUCGGAGGAGUUGACGUCCAUUUCAAUGGGAUGAUUGACUGUUUCAUACAGGUUGUUAGGAAUAAAGGCGUCCUCUCAUUGUGGAACGGCCUCACCGCCAACACAUUAAAGAUUGUCCCCUGCUUCGGCCUUCUCUAUACCUGCUUCGAGAUGUGUAAGCAGGUUUGCCUUUACCGCAACGGGUACAUUGUCUCACCUCUGAGCUACAAGCUCGCACCGGGGGUCGACCAGAGCCUCGGGCCGUACGAGCUGGAGGAGGUGAAGCGCUACUUGAAAAACAGGAACUUUGGCUCAGGGGAGUCGUCUUUUGGGAACCGUUGGUGAAACUUCACAUGCCAAGAUGUCUCGUGAAAAAUAUUGACUUCUGACCACACUUGAUCAAAAUUAGUUAUCUGUGAUACUUCAGAGGCUCGUGUCUGUAAUAAAUACAUAACAUUUAUUUUCAGGUUUCAUAUCUUCAUUAAAGGUAAAUAACAUACAGUUACAUUAUUGUCCUUUCAGAAACGGUCUACCUCUUUCAAAACACUGGUAUUUUAUCUGACAGUAUUGCUCGUCUAUGAAUUGUUCACUCAUCCAUUAUGUAUUUCCAUGAAUAGUUUUAACCAAAUAUUAUGUGCCUUGUGAGUAUUAAUUAUUUAUUUUGGGGCUUAAUUCAGUUAUUGUCCCAUUUGCAUCCUGUUGUGCCAUAGUUUAUUUGCAUAGGUUACAAACGCUCUUUUAAGCUGUAAAUUAAAAUCAAAAUCUGAGCACUAUGACAGGAUGCUCUUGUUGUUUAACGGGCUGUUUGAGUGAUAAUUAUAUUUUUAAUGUAUAAUGAAUGUAAAUUUUUUAUAAGUGUGAGUAGGUAAUGGACAAUCAUGUACAAGUGCUAACAUGGAUUGUGUUGGAAGAAAUGUGCUUAGACCAUUAAAAUUAUUUUCCUUUUCACAGA